AUGGCCACGCCGGACUCCCUCAGUGCCAUACCUCUCUGGUACCGCCUCUUCUUCUUGUAUAUCGAGCCCAUCUCCACCAUUGUCGGCGCAGUAUACGCUCAAUUCUAUCCUUUCACUUACCUGCAGUUGACACAUGCACGAUCCGCCCCUGCGUCCACUGAUGCCAUUCCCGAAGGCACACGCAUCGUUCUGAGCCAACUUGCAAACCUAUACUUCGCCUUCACCCUGAACGAAGCUCUCGUGCUACGCACCACCUCGAACAUACGGGUGUGGAAGGUACUUCUUUUAGGCCUUUUGAUUGCAGACUUUGGGCAUAUAUUCACAGUUCACUCGCUGGGCGUGCAGAUUUAUUGGCAAUUCUGGACAUGGAAUGCCAUUGACUGGGGCAAUCUAGGUUUCGUGUACUUGGGGGCUCUGUCAAGAUCGUGCUUCAUUCUGGGUGUAGGGCUGCCCACACGUCAGAAGAGCGUCAAGACUCGCUAG
Pseudovirgaria hyperparasitica is the source of this 483-nucleotide messenger RNA. RefSeq lists its product as uncharacterized. The record is from RefSeq and is a predicted model, not a curated record. The transcript has a single exon. The coding region runs from base 1 to 483 and encodes 160 amino acids. Lineage: Eukaryota; Fungi; Ascomycota; Dothideomycetes; Acrospermales; Acrospermaceae.